AUGUUUGAGCAGUUGACCAUUUUCACUCCUCAAGGUGAAGUGCUUUACUAUUACAAUUGUUAUGAUAGAAAGUUUGCUGAAGCCCAGGUCAAUGCAGUUAUUUCCCAUUUGCUGACUUCGCCAAUCUCGAGAGAUCAUGGCAGCUCAAAAUACAAACUGUUGUCCAUUCCUAGUGUUUCAAAGAACGCAAAACCUUUUACAGUUUUAAGUCAUGUGUCGAAACAACCUGAACUGUAUUUUAUUAUAACUUAUCCUGAACCAUCUAUGGAAUUAAACAACGAAGCUCAAGAAGUGCUUGAUGUAGCCAUUGCCUUAUGGGAUUCUCUACCGAUUAAUGAUAUCAUAAUAAAAGCUGCUAAAGGCACUGGCAAAAAGAAUGCAUUCAACUGUAUAGACAUCUCUGGGGAAAUAAGUGAGGAUAUUGAGAAGUUUGAUAAUUACCUGAGGACAAAAUACAAUGAAUCCAUUAAGGUAGACCAGGCUAAUACUAAUAUUAACUCAGAUGAAAUCAGAGCUGAAAGUCCUGGUGCCAAGAAGAAAUCGAAGGCUAAAAAGCCUAUUAAAGGUGGCAAUAACCGUAAAUGGGGUAUUGACGGUGCAUUAGAGGAAACUGGUAAUGAUUCAGGAACUCUUGAUUUUUCUGAUCCAAACGCCAAGCCCACUGGGGAAAUGUCACAGAAUGUAGAUACCAAUAUUGAUACAUCAGAUUUUGGUAGCAAGAGUAAAUCAGGUGAUUUCUUAAUCAAAGAAAUUGACGAUAUUUUAAGUCAGCAGCAACAACAAAAGUCUUCAUCAGGAUCCGACAAUACCGGUUACACAAAAUCUGCAUUUGGAUUUUUGCAGAAGCAUUUACUUGGUAAUAAAACCAUUACUGAAAAGGACAUACAUGAAGUUUUGGAGAAAUUUAAACAGAAACUGAUUACUAAGAAUGUUUCACCUGAAGCUGCUGACUAUCUAUUAAAGCAGGUUUCAAGAGACUUAGUUGGUUCAAGGACAGAUAAUUGGACAAGUGUUGAAAAUACAGUGAAGCAAGCGGUAUCUAAAUCUCUGACUGAAGUGUUAACACCAGGUGUCUCUGUUGACUUAUUACAUGAGAUUCAGAAAAAAACUGGAAACAGAAGUGCUGACGGGAAAAAGAAUCCAUAUGUAUUCUCAGUUGUUGGUGUAAAUGGUGUAGGUAAGUCAACCAAUCUUUCAAAACUGGCUUUUUGGUUACUACAAAACAAUUUUAGAAUACUAAUUGUAGCAUGUGAUACUUUCAGAUCUGGUGCUGUCGAACAAUUGAGAGUUCAUGUAGAAAACUUGGCACAAUUGAUGGAUGAGAAGCAUAUUAGAGGUUCCAAAAAUUCUAGGGGAAAGAGUGGAAAUGACUAUAUUGAAUUGUUUGAAGCAGGUUAUGGUGGCUCAGAUUUGGUCACGAAGAUUGCAAAACAGGCUAUAAAAUAUGCCAAGGAGCAAGAUUUUGAUAUAGUUCUUAUGGAUACGGCAGGUAGAAGACACAAUGACCCUACUUUGAUGUCGCCACUUAAGAAUUUUGCUGAACAAGCGAACCCUGAUAAAAUUAUUAUGGUUGGUGAGGCUCUUGUUGGUACUGAUUCUGUUCAGCAAGCCAGGAACUUUAAUAAUGCCUUCGGUAAAAAUAGGAACUUAGAUUUUUUUAUCAUAUCAAAAUGUGAUACAGUCGGUGAAAUGCUUGGAACUAUGGUGAAUAUGGUAUAUGCUACAGGUAUACCGAUUCUAUUUGUAGGUGUUGGCCAGACAUAUACCGAUUUAAGAACGCUGAGUGUAAACUGGGCGGUAAAUACUCUAAUGUCCUAA
This is a messenger RNA of Nakaseomyces glabratus, 1818 nucleotides long. RefSeq names its product Signal recognition particle receptor subunit alpha (gene SRP101). Gene Ontology annotation, biological process: intracellular protein transport; SRP-dependent cotranslational protein targeting to membrane. Gene Ontology annotation, molecular function: GTP binding; ATP hydrolysis activity; signal recognition particle binding. Gene Ontology annotation, cellular component: endoplasmic reticulum membrane; signal recognition particle receptor complex. NCBI's taxonomy places the organism in Eukaryota, Fungi, Ascomycota, Saccharomycetes, Saccharomycetales, Saccharomycetaceae. The record is from RefSeq and is a predicted model, not a curated record.